Messenger RNA from Sorghum bicolor (sorghum), 1841 nucleotides. Its product is annotated as nascent polypeptide-associated complex subunit alpha, muscle-specific form. Lineage: Eukaryota; Viridiplantae; Streptophyta; Magnoliopsida; Poales; Poaceae. The transcript is spliced from 2 exons. The coding region runs from base 57 to 1463 and encodes 468 amino acids. The record is from RefSeq and is a predicted model, not a curated record.
CGCUGCUGGCCUGCUCCCGCUCGGCUGAACAAACGGCUCAGGGAACGCAGAGGGCUAUGCAGCCACCGCAGCCGCAGCCGGAGCCCGCCAGCCGGCGGGCAUCCUCCACGUGCUCCACCGCGCCGAGGCGGCGGAGCAGCGGCGGCAUCGGGUGCAUGGCGGGCCUCCUCCGCCUCAUCUCCCCGUACCACCGCAGCCACCACCGGAAGCGCCUCACCGCCAAGAACAACGCAGCAGCGCGGGACUCCCCCCAAGCACUGCCAAUAACCCCGUCGUCCUCGCCGCCCAGAAAGAAGGCGGCGGCCCAGGCCCACCAGACUUCAGCAGCUUCGCCCGCGACUGCUUCUCCGGUGAAGCCGAUGAAGCAGCAGCUGCUGACGACGACCGCGGUAACGGUUCGGCGGCGGCGCUCCUGCGACGCGCCGCGGAGCCCGACGAUCGCGCCGGAGCACCGGCGCUCCAGCUGCGACAGCCCCCGGCCGCCACCGCCGGCCAUCAUCGCGCGCCUCAUGGGCCUGGAGGAGUCCGCGCCGCCCUCGCCCGCCGCAGCAGCAGCGGCGCCGCGGCCAGUCGUCCUCCCGACCCGUCCACCUCCGCCUCCACCGGCACCGGCGGCGCCGGAGACGGCCGCGGAGAAGCGGCGGAAGCUGCUGGGCGCGCUGGAGAAGUGCGACGAGGACCUCAAGACGCUUCGCCGGAUCAUCGCUGCCGUCCGCGCCGCCGAGAUGCGCGCGGCCUCCGCGUCCGACGUCUGCCCGGUGGCAGCGACGACGACGACGACACCUGCAGGCAAGGGCGCCAAGAGUACGUUCGGCCGCGACGACGAACAGUCGCCGUCCCCGUCGCCGCCGACGCCACAGCAGCAGCACAAGGUGGUGCGCGCCGGGGAGCAGCAGUACCCCAGCCCGGACUCGGUGCUGGACGCCAUCAGCUCCCCGAGGUUCCCAUGCAGGAAGCGGCCGUCUCCCUGCACGGAUCUCGAUGUGGGGGGCAAGGGCGGUUGCGGUAACGGCGCCUUGGCCCCCACCGUCGGAUCGAAGAUCGUCAAGCCCUCCCGAACACUUGUUUUCUCCGGUGGAUACUGCAAGACCAAAUCAGACGGUGAUGAGCUGCCACUGCACGCCGUCCAUUACCCGGUGCCGCUGGUGGUGGGCAUGCCGCCGAGGUCUGCAGGGGCGGAAAGCUGGCGGCACCACCGGCGGCGGUGGGAGCAGGAGGCCGCGGCGGCGGGGCGGGUGAUCAGCCGCGCGACGGCGGAGAGCGUGGGGGAGGCAAUAAUGUGGGUGCGGCAGCAGCAGGGCCAGCUGGGCGGCGCGGGCGACGACGAGCGCGGCAGGGUCGCGGCCGCGCUGGAGCGUGCCAUCGUGCACGACCUGGUGGCCGACCUGGUUGCCGAGCUGCUGCAGGCGCAGUCCGGCGGGCACGGGGCCGGGUCCGGGUGCAGGAAGAGAUUGUGCUUCUGAAUUUCUGAUCAAUCGCGGGCCGGGACUUUCGCGUCAUUUUCUUGGGUCCUUGUUUUUGUCGCGUGCGUCGCAUGUGCUUGAAUUUGUUGGCAGGUCAAGGUCUGAGGCUCUGACUGAGCUGUGCUGUGUACGAGAGGAAAUAACUGCCUCUGCUGCCCGCUGCGGCGGCUGCGGCUGCAGCUGCGCCAUGGGUGUCAGUCGCUACAGCUCGCCUGGGUAGCUAGCUACCCCCACCUGAUAAAAGAGACCGGUGAAUGCCGAUCGUGGUUGUAUUAAAAGAACGGAUUCGCCGCGGCGUUCAGUUGUAGGUGGAGUAAUCAAUAUCAAAGUGAUGAUGAGAAGCUGCUGCCAAGUACGCAGGCGGGCUCACUUCGAUCA